Myotis davidii is the source of this 2782-nucleotide messenger RNA. RefSeq names its product signal peptide, CUB domain and EGF like domain containing 3 (gene SCUBE3). Gene Ontology annotation, biological process: signal transduction. Bases 180 to 2771 code for a protein of 863 amino acids. The record is from RefSeq and is a predicted model, not a curated record. Gene Ontology annotation, cellular component: cell surface. Gene Ontology annotation, molecular function: calcium ion binding. NCBI's taxonomy places the organism in Eukaryota, Metazoa, Chordata, Mammalia, Chiroptera, Vespertilionidae. The transcript has 20 exons.
AUGUGGACGAGUGCGAGCGAGAGGACAAUGCGGGCUGUGUGCACGACUGUGUCAACAUCCCUGGCAAUUACCGAUGCACCUGCUACGACGGAUUCCACCUGGCACAUGAUGGGCACAACUGUCUGGAUGUGGACGAGUGCGCCGAGGGCAACGGCGGCUGCCAGCAGAGCUGCGUCAACAUGAUGGGCAGCUACGAGUGCCGCUGCCGGGAGGGCUUCUUCCUCAGCGACAACCAGCACACCUGCAUCCAGCGGCCCGAAGAAGGAAUGAACUGCAUGAACAAGAACCACGGCUGCGCUCACAUUUGCCGGGAGACACCCAAAGGGGGUAUUGCCUGUGAAUGCCGGCCUGGCUUCGAGCUCACCAAGAACCAACGGGACUGUAAAUUGACGUGCAACUAUGGUAACGGUGGCUGUCAGCACACAUGCGAUGACACAGAGCAGGGGCCCCGGUGCGGCUGCCACGUGAAGUUUGUGCUCCAUACCGACGGGAAGACAUGCAUCGAGACCUGUGCCGUCAACAACGGGGGCUGCGACAGUAAGUGCCACGACGCGGCGACAGGCGUCCACUGCAGCUGCCCCGUGGGCUUCAUGCUGCAGCCGGACAGGAAGACCUGCAAAGACAUAGACGAGUGCCGCCUGAACAACGGGGGCUGUGACCACAUUUGCCGCAACACGGUGGGCAGCUUUGAAUGCAGCUGCAAGAAGGGCUAUAAGCUUCUCAUCAACGAGAGGAACUGCCAGGAUAUAGACGAGUGUUCCUUUGAUCGAACCUGUGACCACAUGUGUGUGAACACGCCGGGAAGCUUCCAGUGCCUCUGCCAUCAUGGCUACCUGCUAUAUGGUGUCACCCACUGUGGGGAUGUGGAUGAGUGCAGCAUCAACCGGGGAGGUUGCCGCUUUGGCUGUAUCAACACUCCUGGCAGCUACCAGUGUACCUGCCCCGCAGGCCAGGGCCGACUGCACUGGAAUGGCAAGGAUUGCACAGAGCCUGUGAAGUGUCAGAGCAGUCCUGGUGCCUCGAAAGCUCUGCUCAGCUGCAACCGCGCCGGCAAGAAGGACACCUGCGCCCUGACCUGCCCCUCCCGGGCCCGGUUUUUGCCAGAGUCGGAAAAUGGCUUCACGGUGAGCUGUGGCACCCCCAGCCCCAGGGCCGCUCCAGCCCGAGCUGGCCACACCGGGAACAGCACAAAUACCAACCACUGCCAUGAGGCUGCAGUGCUGUUGGUUAAACAGCGGGCCUCCUUCAAGAUCAAGGACGCCAAAUGCCGCCUGCACCUGCGAAACAAAGGCAAAAUGGAGGAGGCCAGCAGAAUCCUGGGGCCAGGUGCCUCCUGCUCCGACUGCCAGGUCACCUUCAUCCACCUCAAGUGUGACUCCUCUCGGAAGGGCAAGGGCCGCAGGGCCCGGACCCCUCUAGGCAAGGAGGUCACUCGGCUCACCCUGGAACUGGAGGCAGAGGUCAGAGCCGAAGAAACCACAGCCAGCUGUGGGCUGCCCUGCCUCCGACAGCGGAUGGAACGGCGGCUGAAAGGGUCCCUGAAGAUGCUUAGAAAGUCCAUCAACCAGGACCGCUUCCUCCUGCGCCUGGCGGGUCUUGAUUAUGAGCUGGCCCACAAACCGGGCCCGGUAGCUGGGGAGCGAGCUGAGCUGGUGGAGGCCUGUAGGCCUGGGCAGCACCGCGCAGGGGCCAAGUGUGUCAGCUGCCCGCAGGGAACGUAUUACCACGGCCAGACGGAGCAGUGUGUGCCAUGCCCAGCGGGCACCUUCCAGGAGAGAGAAGGGCAGCUCUCCUGCGACCUUUGCCCUGGGAGUGAUGCCCACGGGCCUCUUGGAGCCACCAACGUCACCACAUGUGCAGGUCAGUGCUCACCGGGCCAGCACUCUGUGGAUGGGUUCAAGCCCUGCCAGCCAUGUCCCCGUGGCACCUACCAACCCGAAGCGGGGCGGACUCUGUGCUUUCCGUGUGGCGGGGGCCUCACCACCAAGCACGAGGGGGCCAUCUCCUUCCAAGACUGUGACACCAAAGUCCAGUGCUCCCCGGGGCACUACUACAACACCAGCACCCACCGCUGCAUCCGCUGUGCCACAGGCUCCUAUCAGCCUGACUUCCGCCAGAACUUCUGCACCCGCUGCCCAGGAAACACAAGCACUGACUUCGACGGCUCCACCAGCGUAGCCCAGUGCAAGAAUCGUCAGUGUGGUGGGGAGCUGGGUGAGUUCACUGGCUAUAUCGAGUCCCCCAACUACCCAGGCAACUACCCAGCUGGCGUGGAGUGCGUCUGGAAUAUCAACCCCCCGCCCAAGCGCAAGAUCCUUAUCGUGGUACCCGAGAUCUUCCUGCCAUCUGAGGACGAGUGUGGGGACGUCCUCGUCAUGAGGAAGAACUCCUCCCCAUCCUCCAUUACCACCUACGAGACCUGCCAGACCUACGAGCGCCCCAUCGCCUUCACCGCCCGCUCCAGGAAGCUCUGGAUCAACUUCAAGACCAGCGAGGCCAACAGUGCCCGUGGCUUCCAGAUCCCCUACGUCACCUACGAUGAGGACUAUGAGCAGCUGGUAGAAGACAUUGUGCGAGAUGGUCGGCUCUAUGCAUCUGAAAACCACCAGGAGAUUUUAAAGGACAAGAAGCUCAUCAAGGCCUUCUUCGAGGUGCUGGCGCACCCCCAGAACUACUUCAAAUACACGGAGAAGCACAAGGAGAUGCUGCCAAAGUCCUUCAUCAAGCUGCUGCGCUCCAAAGUUUCCAGCUUCCUGAGGCCCUACAAGUAGUGCCCUCUGCC